Molecule: messenger RNA, 840 nt
Organism: Hydatigera taeniaeformis
Lineage: Eukaryota; Metazoa; Platyhelminthes; Cestoda; Cyclophyllidea; Taeniidae
Source: the annotation of a GenBank genome assembly
AUGAUCAUCUUCCUUGUACAUAUCUUCUCCCUCCUCACACUUGGCGUUUCAAGAACGUCGACCACCCAGGCCAUACUGGUGGGCUUGAACACCUCCCAAUCUGAUUCCAGCCAAUCAGAGGAGCGCCGUGAUACACACGAAGUGCAAUUCCACUACCGAAUUGCGGCCAAUAGGAUGGGCCAUCUCACGUGUGAGGUUGCAACAGAGAUCUGCUAUGUAGACUGCACACCAGCCUGUGUUUUUGACGAAGUUGAGGGCUGCGUGGUGCCUACCACCCUCUCCUCCGUCAUUGAGGGGUGUCGCUUCGAGCAAAGACGGGACAGCGGCAGUCUUUUGCUUGAAUACACCGUAGAUAUGGAAGCCCUUGAUCGAACGGGUGACUGGAAUUGCGAGUAUCAGGGUGUUUCGGCACCUCGAGCUCUCAAAUUGCAGGCUUCACCGCGGCUGCCCAUCACUACGACAAUACCAACAACAGCCUUCAAAAUUAGCAUGACUACAAGUGCCACUAUCAAUGCUAUUGCUCCGGUGGUGACGAUGAAAGCACGCUUUCCGCCCUCGGCUGUUAAAGAUGCCAGGCCAAAGUCGGCCCUUCAAUUUAACACCCUCUCCAGUCUCCCUCUAGCAGAGGCCAUUACCAUUCCCACUUGUCUGGAACGUCUCCAAACGUGUGCACCUGCUCGCGUUCAGCAGUUGAUCAGUAACCCGCACUUUAAAUUCGCAACUCAUCCCUUCAAGGAAACGAUUUCUUUCAAGACUAUUGUGCAGAACUUUCAUCACCUUGCGUCAAGAGUAAUUAACCUGCAGUCGCCCGUACGCGUGCUCGCUCAUACCUCUCGGUAG